Molecule: messenger RNA, 534 nt
Organism: Malassezia sympodialis ATCC 42132
Lineage: Eukaryota; Fungi; Basidiomycota; Malasseziomycetes; Malasseziales; Malasseziaceae
Gene: SND2
Product: Snd2p
Biological process (GO): vacuolar protein processing
Cellular component (GO): intracellular membrane-bounded organelle
Source: RefSeq, a predicted model, not a curated record
AUGGCCAAGGGCGCGCAGAAACGCAUCGCAUCGACGAAUGCCCGUGCGGUACAGACGCUAGCGCUGGGCUUUGCCAUCAGCAACACGCUGUACGUGCUCGCACAGCUCGUGCGGUACCGCUCCCCCCGCUGGCCGGCGGCUGUGCUGGUGCCGUACCUGCUGACCGAGGCGGUCGCUGCGGGCCUCGCGUGGCAGCUCGUCGGCAUGGCGCGCCAUGGCGCCGACCUAGCGCAGGCCGGCCUCACCGCGUACAUGUUCGACAUCGUCUACAUCACAUGGUUCGUCCACGGCACGACGGCGCUCGUCUCCCGCCACUUCUGGUGGACCUACCUGGUGAUCCCCUUGUAUGCCCUGUACCUGCUCUACACGCACAUCCUCGCGCCAUACGUGCUCGGACGCGGUCGCGCGCCGCCGCAGGCCACACACGACAAGGCGCCCGCCGCCAGCAACGAGCCGGCGCUGAGCAAGCGCCAGGCCAAGCUCCAGGCGCGCCAGGCGCGCGGCGCCACGGUCCGGCAAGUGCGUCGUGCGUAG